Hydra vulgaris (swiftwater hydra) is the source of this 564-nucleotide messenger RNA. RefSeq names its product perlucin-like protein. Lineage: Eukaryota; Metazoa; Cnidaria; Hydrozoa; Anthoathecata; Hydridae. The record is from RefSeq and is a predicted model, not a curated record. Gene Ontology annotation, molecular function: signaling receptor activity.
AUGACUAAUAAAAUAAAUGUAUAUGAUUUUCCGAUUACUUCGGUCUUAACAUCGUAUAAAUACCCUUAUGAAGAUUUUGAGCAAUCUUUUAGAAUGCUUAAGUGUAUUAAAUCAGCUGGUAAUGAUAAUAUAAAUGUGAGUUUAAGUGGUAGUUGUUGGGAUGGUUGGUUGGAGUAUAGAAACUAUUGCUAUUUUUUUCAUAAUAAGACAUGGCAAGCAAAAAAUUGGAGAGAUGCUUUAUUGUCAUGUCAAACGAAUGGUGGAAAUUUGUUGAGUAUAGCAGAUCAAGCAGAAAAUAAUUUUGUUUUAAAAAUUAUUAAAGAUAUUGGCAUAAAUAAGGAUAAUUACUGGAUUGGGCUUAAUGAUGCUUUUAACAAUAGAGAGUUUGUGUGGUCAGAUAACACAUAUCCUGAGUAUUUCGAUUGGAAAGCGACAGAACCUAACAACUAUUAUGGAAAUGAUGAAAACUGUGUGGAAAUGAAUUAUUAUGGUUGGAAUGAUGUGGAAUCCGAGGUUUUUCAGUUUAUUCUUGAGGUGUAUGGACAUGUCGUUUAUUUGAAUUGA